UGAACUGUUCUUCUGCUAAACAUGUUUCGAAACCCCUGGAUCUCUAGUUACCAUGAAGACCAUGUGGAUCACUGCGGCCAAGGCUUUGGAUCUAAAGCUCCAUCCAAACUUUGCGGUUCUGUAUCAUUUCCCACAGAUGCCUUAAGUUUCCAGAGCGACUCUUUGGGGGACGGGGCUGCAUUGGUCAAGAGUACAUCUGAUAUCGAUGCCAGACUUCUGGCUGCUCUUCCCAAAGUUUCUGAGUUGAAGAAAUACUUUGAGGAGCCUGAGACGAAGGAUUUGGGAAUGAACAGGAAGGAGAGAAUCACACGGCGACUGGAGGGUAUUGAAGGUGAUGUUCCACCGGCGCUGAUGCCCAGCGGUUUGGUCGCCAACAGGAUGCUGGAGGAGGAUCCGCCACGUUACACCAGAGCCUCGGACUCCUGCGAGCCGUGUGUGAUGGUGAGGAGCUGCAGUCGAGAGGAGAUGGGGGCAACCCAGAAGCAGGUAUCAUCUCCAGACAGGUCAUCCAAGGACAGAGGAGGUGUCGUCAGUGGUCGUACAGAACCUGUGCUGGUCUACAUCGAUCCAGUGACCAUAUCAACCUCCUCCACGGUCACAUCUAGUCCUGCAGAACCCACUAGCCUCAGUUCCAAGGCUGAACGUAUCGCACGUUAUAAAGCAGAGCGCCGCCGCCAACUGUCCGAGCGUUACGGGAUUCUCCUGGACCAGGAAGCUGACACUGACUACACACCACGUUACCGUUACCGUCGUGACCCAGAUGCCCCCGAUAAACAAAUUCCCACUAGGCGACAUACGACGGACCGACUGGGUCUAGAAGAAUCUGGACGGGAGCACAGAGUUCCAUACCGCUCCGGAGUAGGCAGGGUGUCCAUGAGGACUCAACCAGACGCUGCCCAUGUUUCUACCACUAGUCCUGCUCAUGUAACUCAAGUUCCUCCCCAGAUGCAAGAAAGACCCAACAGAUUCUCAGAACAAGAAAGGACGAUGAACAUGGAGAACCACAGGCGCGGGUGGGCUCAUGAGCGCUCUGUCAAUUCUAGAACCAGAACCCAAGAGCUCCCGCCAUCCCAACUACAAUGGGAACCACACCAAAAGGAGGCCAACCAGCAGGAGCCAAGCCCCACCUCCACCAGGGACUGCAACCUUGCAGUGGUGCCCGGUUCCCCUCGCAGUACCCAUCGGACCUCUCUUCCCUCCACUCGCUAUGGCAUCUCGCCUGGAGAUUUAUUCAUUGAGCAGCAGGCCCACAGCAUCCUCAACAGGCAGGGAAUCCGAGUAAGAGAGCGAUUGUCCAGGGAUGAAACUGUCCAGAAGCCACCUGAGUGGAGUCCAGACAGACACCAGACCAACAGACGGCAUUCUCAGCGUGCCACGCCUCAGUACAGCACCCCGCAAUCACAAGCCAUCCAGCAAAGGACUCCUCCCCAGCCCCAGUCCAGUUCAGGGCACCACGCUGCCAAAGGCCCAAAGGAGUCUUUUCCUCCAGCGCCUGACUCCCAUCAUUCUGGCCCUGCUGUGGACUCCCACAUAUAUAUGGCUUUGUCUUCUCCAUUAGCUGCCACCAAAUUAACUGCUCCUCCAGAAGCAAAACCAUGGAGGAGAGUGAGUGCUGAUCAAAUCUGUGUUGCCCAAAGGGAACCAAGACUGGAGACCAGACAGGCCCUGAAGGAAGAGGUUCAUACUGAAGGUCUGCUCAAAAGCAGGAAAGCUGUUUUGCCUUCAGAGAUUCGUCGGAGAGAGAAAAGUGUGGAUGAUAUUCACCGGGGCCACCAUGAAGAUGAGUCCCAGACUAAGAACACAGAGGGGAGGAGGGUGUGCAGAGACGAGGAAGACUGGGAUAAGCACAGACCAGGAAAGAGGGGCAGGGAGAGGUCGAGCGACAGGCUUAGAGAAAGGGCCAAAGAGCGUCUUUCCAGUCAUGAGAAUGAAGAUGAGAGAGCGUUUAGGUCCAUGCAGCCUUUCAGUUCAUCUCAACUGAAGCAAAACCUUACAGAGCCUGUGUUCCUACAAGACCCCCACCGACACCGGCAACAGGCCACAAUGCAACAGCCUGAAAUCCACCAAACACACCGUGGUUCACAAAUUCAAAGUGAAGACUAUGAAAGGCAGGAGGGGUGUGACCAUUCAAGGGAACCCCAAGAUCUCCAAAGACCACAACCUCCAGCUCAGCACCAAGAACCCAACAAAAAAUCUCAAGUGCUCCAAUUACAAGAAGAACAAACACAGAGUCAACAUGAAGAUCCAUCAGAACUCCAGAGGUUUGAUUCACGCGUCUACCUGCAGAAGGAGUCUUCUUUACCUCAGGCCAAACACAGGAGCACAGACCAGAGCGGGGGGCCCAAACUCAAGAUACGAACCCGCUCCAUGUCAGACAUAGGUGUAAGCCAACGUGCGGCCAUCUACCGUAGUAUGGAGAGAGCAGCUGCCAGCAGAGAGACGGCAUCAAGGGAUGGAGGGACGGCUAACGGAGAGGUCGGAACUCUGGACACCCGAGUGUCAGUGGCCCAGCUACGUCACUCGUACCUGGAGAACGCCAACCGGAAGCCCGAGUUUGAAACCACUAAAGUAGAUCUGUCAGCUUUGGAGGUCGAUCCAGCUAGUGGCAGCGAUCGGGACAGGGGCGCUCGGAGGCCUCGACGCUACAUCAAUCCCGGGGAAACCCGAAUGUCGGAGAGGUUUAGGACUCAGCCCAUCACCUCCGCAGAACGGCUGGAGUCAGAUAGGUCUUGUCGAAGUCCUCCACUAAAAGAGACUGAAGCAGAUGAAGAAAAGCUGGAUGAGAGAGCCAAGAUGAGUGUGGCUGCCAAGAGGUCUCUCUUCAGGGAACUAGAGAAGACCUCAGAUGGGACUGUCCCCAAACCGCGCUCUCGAAACGCUGCCAUUGAACGCCGUCUGAGAAGAGUCCAGGACCGUUCACACACACAACCUGUCACCUGCCAGGAGGUGGUCAGUGCUGCAACUGACCCUGUUCCAUCGUCACAUCCCGCGGACAUCCACACUGUUGUAAACGUCAUCCCUGCUAGCAACAGCCUACAGGCCUCUUCCCAACCAGGACCAGUGGCCCAGGAACCACAGAAGGAGAAAGAGGAGCAUCCAGAGCACCAGGCACCAGCUCAUGUGGAAGGAGACGGGUUCGGUCCUGGGCCGGAUGAACCUGACCUCUCCACCCUCAGCUUGUCUGAAAAGAUGGCUUUGUUCAACCAGCUAGCUAAGCCCGCGGCUAAGCCUCCUGAAGGGACCGGGUCCAAGGAGGACUCCCGCCACCGCAGGGCCAGCGCCCGUUUUCAGACCCAACCCAUCACCCAAGGAGAAGUCAAGCAGGAAGUCAAACCGCCGCUAACGUCAGCGCUCUGCAACGGCGACUUACAUGCAGAUGACAGAGAACAUCUACAAAAUGGAGGUGCAAUCAAACUGGAGCCUCUGUCAGUGUCCCUCGUCCGCUCGGUGGCAGCCGUCACUUCCCAAGCCUCCAUCACCAUGGCAACAGGUGACAGUGAUGAAUCUCCUCCUCUGGGCAAAUCCACUGCCAUCACCUACAUCCCUGCUUCCAGCUCCUCCAGCAGCCACCAGGAGAGGGCACUGAGGUAUUCCUCCCUGACCCAGAGUAGGGAGCCACCGGCCCCCCCUGAGGCUGAGCUCAGUGCCUCCCCAUUCAUCAAUGAGGACGUUCCUCCUGCUCCCACCGCCUCCGCCAGACUCAGGCAGCAGGGGGAGGUGGAGGAGGACUGGAGCGCUCAUCUGGAGGAGGAGGUUAGGGGGGUACAGCAGGGAGGAGCCAGAGCUGGAAGCCAAGACAGAUGCAUUAGGAGAAAGCAGCCGGACUUCCCCGACAGGGACAGGUACAGCAAACCUCAUCAGUCUGCUGAUUCCUGUUUGUGGAGGGGCGACUCAGAGCCCCCAUCCAGCUGGAAGGUCACAGACAGAGAGUCCCCGAAGAGCAGGGACAGAGGAGAGGGAGCAGGAAAAGGAGGCUACGCCAGAGAGCCGGCUCACGUCUCUCCACAGGAGUUACAGGAGAUUGAAAGGAGCAGCAGUCGGAAGCAGGAGGGAAUCUCAGAGUUACCGGACCACCCUGCGACACAGAGGACGGUGUCUCAGGUGUCCAACACCCACUUACAGCAGAGACCCAUCAUCCAGCCUCCUCAGACUCUUCCUAAACCCGUCUCCCAGCAGCCUCCUCAAAUCCAACCCAAGCCUACAUCCCAUGUCCAGCUGUCCCAGCCCCCACCAACGUAUCCCAAACCUUUCACACAGUCACCAAAAUCCCAGCCCAGAACUCAGGGAUUCAUCCAGCCGUACCCUAGGCCUUACCUGCACCCCCAGCCCAAGCUCCAGGUUCCUCCACAAACACCACCCAAACCCCAGUCCUUCCCUCAAGCAUUGGUCAAGUCCCAGUCCCUUCCUCCAGAUCAGAGUGAGAACUUGAGCAGGCAGAGUGUCCAUUCUGGAGAUCUCCAGUCCCCUGCACAGUCUGCAGAUCGACUGUCUGACGGCAUGUCCACCAAGCAGAUGUCCAUCAAAGAGAGAGUGGCCUUGCUGAAGAAGAGUGGUGAGGAGGACUGGAGGAACAGGAUCAACAAGAAGCAGGAGGCGGUUACUGUGGCGACAGCUGACCAGCCGCCUCAACUCUGGGAAUCUGAGCAGAAGAAGGAGGAAGGGGUUCCCGCUCCCAACAGCGCCGCUCUGAAUGUGUCUGAACAGCUGUGGGAACCCGUUUUCUCUUCCACCUUUUCUCCUCCUAUCUCACUCGGACAAAAGUGUCAGUAUGUUGAGCACCACAGUCAGAUGGGGGAGGAGAUCAAAGCUCAAAUGACCAUUGAGGAGAGGAAACAGAUGAUUUCCACCCAGGAGGACGCCUGGAAAUCUAAGGGCAAGGGAGCAGCUAACGAUUCCUCUCAGUACACCGUGGCUGGAUGUAUGGUGAAGAAAGGUCUGACAGCCUCCUCUUCAUUUAUCAGCCCAAUCCUGUCACCGGUCUCCGCCAAACCCAAGAACAACACGACAGCUGUCAACAAACCACAUGAGGAGAUUGAGGCCAAACCAGACAUGGAAUCUGACAAGAAACUGGACAAACUGGAGAGGUUUUUAGGACGUUUAAACAGUAAAGUUGCAGGUCUGCAGGAAACCACACUAACAGUAACGGAGAAGGCUGUGAAGGAGGUGAUGAAGCUGGAUGAUGAGAUCUUCUCCAAGUUCUACCGACGUGUCUCUGAGAUUCCACGCAUGAUCCCCAGGAUCGAGAUCAAUGAGGACUUUGAUGUCAUCUUUGGUUCUCAGGGGCCCAAGCUGACCUCAGCUAUGGUGCAGCACAAGCGGGCGGUGCGUCCGUCCAGGAACGUGCAGGCGUCCAGGAAUCCUGUGAAGAUGCUGGCGGCCAGAGAGGACAUCCGACAGGAGUACACGGAGCAGAGACUCAACGUGGCCCAGCUGGAGAGCAACAGGAUGAAGGCUGAGAAGACCAGUAAAGCUUCAGAGUACUCGGAAGCAGCUCUGGCGGGACUCGCCAGUCAAGAGAACUUCAGCAGCGUGAGUCUGCGGAGCAUCAACGUCUCAGAGCACAUGUCCAAUAACAGCGCCGUGCCGUUUAAGAACAUCAUGCUGAUGCAAAUCAAAGGCCGUCGCCACGUUCAGACCAGACUAGUGGAGCCCAGAGCAUCGUCGUUGAACAGCGGAGACUGUUUCCUGUUGGUGACUCCAGAGCACUGCUUCGUCUGGAUCGGAGAGUUUUCCAACAUCAUCGAGAAGGCUAAAGCGGUCGAUUUGGCCACUUUCAUCCAGACAAAGAAGGACCUGGGAUGCAGAGCAAACCAGGUUCAGACCAUCGAGGAAGCAGUGACCUCACAUGGCCCUGAUAGCCAACAGUUCUGGACUCUCCUCGGAGGCCAGACUGCUUACCAGCCGGCGGGUCCCCCAGAGGAGGACGAGCAGUUUGAAAAUGCCAUCGUGGAAACCAACUGCAUCUACAGACUACAGGAAGACAAGCUGGUUCCUGAUGACGAUGAGUGGGGGAAGGUUCCUCACAGUUCUUUGCUCACGUCUAACGAGCAGGUGUUGGUCCUGGACUUUGGCAGUGAGGUGUAUGUGUGGCACGGGAAGGACGUGACACUGGCCCAGAGGAAGGUGGCCUUCCAGCUCGCCAAACACCUGUGGAACGGGACAUUUGACUACACCUGCUGUGACAUCAACCCGCUGGACCCCGGCGGCUGCAACACCUUCAUACCCAGGAAGGGUCAAGGCCGUCCUGACUGGGCCCUGUUCGGUAGGCUGACAGAACACAACGAGACUGUCUUGUUCAAAGAGAAGUUCUUGGACUGGACCGACUUAAAGACCCCGUCACCAAAAGACAACGGCGAGUUCAUACCUGAGCAGAAGGCUCCGGGACGAGACUACCAUCCUUAUGAUGCCGCCUUGAUGCUGCCUGUUCUCCAGACACCCAUUUCUACCAUCUUGGAUGGUGUAAAUGUGGGCCGAGGCUACGGUCCAGUGGACAGCGAGGACCAUAUGAGGACUCUGGAGAUCAGCACAGUUUCAGUGCAUGUCUGGCACAUUUUGGAAUUUGAUUACAGCCGCCUGCCACAUCAAAGCAUUGGGCAAUUCCACGAGGGAGAUGCCUAUGUGGUCAAAUGGAAGUACAUGGUCAGCACCUCAGUCGGUCGACGGCAGAACCCCGAGGUCAGGAGUAGUGGCCCUGGGAAGGAGAACUGCUGCUACUUCUUCUGGCAGGGCCGAUAUUCCACCGUCAGUGAGAAAGGAACAUCUGCGCUGAUGACGGUGGAGCUGGACGAGAGAGGAGCACAGGUCCAGGUGCAGCAGGGCAAAGAACCGCCGUGUUUCCUUCAGUGCUUCAGCGGGGGGAUGAUCAUCCACGCCGGCAAGAGGGAGGAGGAGGAGGAGAACACUCAGAGUGAAUGGCGUCUGUACUGUGUGCGGGGCGAGGUGCCAGUGGAGGGCCACCUGCUAGAAGUGGCAUGUCACUGCAGCAGCCUGCGUUCCAGAGCCUCCAUGAUCUUGCUCAACAUCAACAAGGCCGUCAUGUUCCUGUGGCACGGCUGCAAGAGCCAGCUGCACACGCGCAGUGUGGCUAGCACAGCCGCGCACAAGAUCAAAGAACAGUGUCCUCUGGAGGCGGGGCUACAUAGCAGCAGCAGGGUGACCAUCCAUGAGUGUGAUGAGGGGGUGGAACCUCCGGGCUUUUGGGAGGCAAUGGGGAGAAAGGACAGGAAGGCAUACGACUGCAUGCUGCAAGAUCCAGGUAAAUUCAACUUCACGCCACGGCUCUUCCAGCUGAGCAGCUCAUCGGGAGAGUUUUUGGCAAAUGAGUUCUUCCACCCAUCCAGAGCUCCAGACCUGGUUAGCUCACUGCCCUUCUUGCAGGAAGACCUGUACAACACCCCACAACCCGCAUUGUUCCUGGUGGAUAACUUCCAUGAGGUUUACCUGUGGCAGGGCUGGUGGCCUCAGGACAGCGACAGUCCCGGCUCAGCCCGUAUCCGCUGGGAUGCAGACAGAAAGUGUGCGAUGGAGACGGUGCUGCAGUACUGCAAAGAGAAGAAUGAGAAGAAGCCUCAGAAGUCGUAUCUGAUCCACGCCGGUUUGGAGCCGCUCACCUUCACCAACAUGUUUCCCAGCUGGGAGCAUCGUGAGGACGUGGCUGAAAUAACUGAGCAGCAGGCGGAGGUGUGUCAUCAGAUCAUCUUGGUGGAGGACGUGUUGGCUCGACUGUGUCAGAAUACCUUCCCACUGGCCCAGCUGCAGGCCCGGCCCCUCCCUGAAGGUGUCGACCCCCUCCGACUGGAGGUCUAUCUAUCUGAGCCCGACUUUGAGAAAGCUUUGGAGGUGACGAGAGAAGAAUAUGAAAGUCUGCCUGGGUGGAAGCAAGUGAACUUAAAGAAGGCUAAAGGCUUAUUUUAACCCUUCACAGAGCGUGCACGGAGGGACAGAGGACAGCUGAGACACACCAGGCGUCUCAGACGUGUAGCGUUCAAGAACGUGGUUGACGUGGAAACGGAUGCAGGACGUGAUGGAGGAGACCGGAGUCUGGAGCAAAGUUUAGGUGUUUUAAUGGAAAUGCUGAAGACGUGCUGCUUUAGAUCGUACAUGUGUGUACACGGUGCACACACACAUGCAUUUAGAGUCUAAUCAAGCUGCAGGACACCGUGUGUGUGUGUGUUUGUGUGUGUGUGCUGACUGUAUAUAAAGUGUGUGUGUAUCUUGUAUCUAUGUACAAACAAACACUGUAGCAGCAGCACAAAGUCUUUGCAGAGUGUGUUUGUGUGUGUGUGUUUGUGUGUGUGUGUGUGUGUGUGUGUGUGUGUGUGUGUGUGUGUGUGUGUGUGUGUGUGUGUGUGUGUGUGUGUGUGUGUGUGUGUGUGUGUGUGUGUGUGUGUGUGUGUGUGUGUGUGUACAGGUUCUGUAGAUGUUUGAUUUUUCAUCAGGACUCAGAGGUUUGAUUUGUUUUGGCCCUGAGAAGCAGCAGCUUGAUGAUCCUGACUGUAUAGUGCCUUAAUUUGCUUUUUGUGUACAGAAAUUCUAGUCUGCAUUUUUAAUGACUUCCUUUGUGAUAAAACAUAGAGAAUUAAAUCACAGUAAUGACUCACU
Messenger RNA from Thalassophryne amazonica, 8601 nucleotides. RefSeq names its product supervillin-like. Lineage: Eukaryota; Metazoa; Chordata; Actinopteri; Batrachoidiformes; Batrachoididae. Gene Ontology annotation, molecular function: actin filament binding; phosphatidylinositol-4,5-bisphosphate binding. The transcript has 40 exons. The record is from RefSeq and is a predicted model, not a curated record. Bases 22 to 7914 code for a protein of 2630 amino acids. Gene Ontology annotation, biological process: cytoskeleton organization; actin filament severing; actin polymerization or depolymerization. Gene Ontology annotation, cellular component: actin cytoskeleton; cytoplasm.